Triticum aestivum (bread wheat) is the source of this 1305-nucleotide messenger RNA. Its product is annotated as 3-phosphoshikimate 1-carboxyvinyltransferase 2. The transcript is spliced from 10 exons. The record is from RefSeq and is a predicted model, not a curated record. Bases 1 to 1305 code for a protein of 434 amino acids. NCBI's taxonomy places the organism in Eukaryota, Viridiplantae, Streptophyta, Magnoliopsida, Poales, Poaceae. Gene Ontology annotation, molecular function: 3-phosphoshikimate 1-carboxyvinyltransferase activity. Gene Ontology annotation, biological process: chorismate biosynthetic process; aromatic amino acid biosynthetic process.
AUGAAACAAUUCAGAUUAGGGUGGGAUGCUCUGCACGCACAGUUUGCAAAAAGUCCAUCUCUGCAAGCUAAUUUUGUCCCCGUCAAACCCAAAUCCCGUACACAGGCCGUCAAUGACUUUGAGAUUUCAACGACCGCCAUCUCCUCUACCAGAACAGAUGCUUUCCACUAUCCAGAUAUAUGGACGAUCUCUCAGUUGCUAGAGGAAACUGGAACUGAAACUGAGAGGCAUGAGAGAGAGAUUGGCGCUAAAGAUGGAAUAUUUUCACAGGUUAAGCUCUCUGGUUCCAUCAGCAGUCAAUACUUGAGUUCCUUACCGAUGGCUGCUCCUUUGGCUCUUGGGGAUGUCGAGAUUGAAAUUAUUGAUAAACUGAUCUCCGUUCCUUACAUUGAAAUGACAUUGAAACUGAUGGAGCGUUUUGGCAUGACUGCGGAGCAUUCUGAUAGUUGGGGGGACAUAUUUUACAUUAAGGGAGGACAAAAAUACAGGUCCCCUGGAAAUGCCUAUGUUGAAGGUGAUGCCUCAAGUGCGAGCUAUUUCUUGGCUGGUGCUGCCAUCACCGGAGGGACUGUGACUGUUGAAGGUUGCGGCACCACCAGUUUGCAGGGUGAUGUGAAAUUCGCUGAGGUACUUGAAAUGAUGGGAGCUAAGGUUACAUGGACUGACACUAGUGUAUCUGUUACUGGCCCACCGCGUCAGCCCUUUGGAAGGAAACACUUAAAGGCUGUCGAUGUCAACAUGAACAAAAUGCCUGACGUGGCCAUGAUUCUUGCUGUUGUUGCCCUCUUUGCUGAUGGUCCAACUGCUAUCAGAGAUGUUGCCUCCUGGAGAGUGAAGGAAACUGAAAGAAUGGUCGCGAUCCGGACCGAGCUGACGAAGCUGGGAGCAACGGUGGAGGAAGGCCCGGACUACUGCAUCAUUACGCCACCGGAGAAGCUGAACGUCACGGCCAUCGACACCUACGACGACCACCGGAUGGCGAUGGCCUUCUCCCUGGCGGCCUGUGCCGAGGUACCAGUCACCAUCAGGGACCCCGGGUGCACCCGCAAGACGUUCCCCAACUACUUUGAUGUGCUAAGCACCUUCCUGGGAGCAACGGUGGAGGAAGGCCCGGACUACUGCAUCAUCACGCCGCCGGAGAAACUGAAUGUCAUGGCGAUCGACACCUAUGACGACCACCGGAUGGCGAUGGCCUUCUCCCUGGCGGCCUGCACCGAGGUGCCAGUCACCAUCAGGGACCCCGGGUGCACCCGAAAGACCUUCCCCAACUACUUUGAUGUGCUAAGCACCUUCAUGAAGAACUAG